Aspergillus nomiae NRRL 13137 is the source of this 3534-nucleotide messenger RNA. RefSeq names its product putative kinesin family protein (BimC). The transcript is spliced from 2 exons. The record is from RefSeq and is a predicted model, not a curated record. Lineage: Eukaryota; Fungi; Ascomycota; Eurotiomycetes; Eurotiales; Aspergillaceae. Gene Ontology annotation, molecular function: ATP binding; microtubule binding; plus-end-directed microtubule motor activity. Gene Ontology annotation, biological process: mitotic spindle assembly; microtubule-based movement. The coding region runs from base 1 to 3534 and encodes 1177 amino acids. Gene Ontology annotation, cellular component: spindle microtubule; nucleus.
AUGGCUGGCCCCCAAAGGCCUGCCUCUGGUCUCCCUACAAGGAGGACAACAAACACACGCCAACCAACCAGGCGAUUGGGAUCUUCAGCAACCCAGAGGGCCGGCUCUCCAGCAAUUUCGUCCAAAAUGCCUGCCUCGGGUGGAUCGCGCGCAAUUAAAUCACCCACUGAACCUGCUAGCGUAACAGCGAAGAGGAAGGAAAGAGACCUCGAACGUGGGAUAAACGAAGACACCAGCAUUCACGUUGUGGUGCGCUGCCGCGGGCGCAAUGAUCGGGAAAUUAAAGAGAAUAGCGGUGUCGUCGUCAAAACUGAAGGUGUUAGAGGGAACACUGUGGAACUAUCCAUGGGGCCAAAUGCCGUUUCAAAUAAGACAUAUACAUUCGACAAGGUCUUUUCCGCCGCCGCCGACCAGCUCGCAGUAUACGAGGAUGUUGUCCUGCCGAUUGUCAAUGAGAUGCUCGCUGGAUACAACUGCACUAUAUUUGCGUACGGACAAACAGGAACCGGCAAAACAUACACAAUGUCAGGCGAUAUGACCGAUACUCUGGGUAUCCUUUCCGACAAUGCUGGCAUUAUUCCACGUGUUCUGUAUUCGCUGUUCCACAAGCUCGAGGAGACGGAAAGCACCGUGAAAUGCUCUUUCAUUGAGCUAUACAACGAAGAACUUCGAGAUCUUCUAUCAGCAGAAGAGACCCAGAAGCUGAAGAUUUUCGAGAACGAGUCAAAGAAAGGACAAAGCACGCUUGUCCAAGGCAUUGAAGAAACGUAUAUUGACUCCGCCACUUCCGGCAUCAAGCUGCUUCAACAUGGUAGCCAUAAGCGGCAAGUUGCUGCGACCAAGUGCAACGACCUGAGCUCUCGCAGUCAUACAAUCUUCACUAUCACAGUACAUACGAAGCGGACAACCGAUGCAGGCGAAGAUUAUGUUAGCUCUGGAAAGCUGAAUUUGGUUGACCUGGCUGGUAGCGAAAAUAUACAGCGCAGUGGAGCUGAGAACAAGCGUGCCACAGAAGCGGGCCUGAUCAAUAAAAGUCUGUUGACUUUGGGCCGAGUAAUCAACGCUUUGGUCGAUAAGAGCCCCCAUAUCCCAUACAGAGAAUCAAAACUUACACGUCUUUUGCAAGACUCCCUCGGUGGGCGCACGAAAACAUGUAUUAUCGCGACGGUUUCGCCGUCUCGGAGCAACAUGGAAGAAACCAUCUCAACGCUAGACUAUGCCUUUAGAGCCAAGAACAUUCGCAACAAGCCUCAGAUUAACUUCACUUCGAAACAUAAACUUCUUCAAGAGUUCGCUUUUGAGAUCGAGAAACUUAAAGGAGAACUUAUUGCCACAAGACACCGAAACGGCGUAUAUAUGACUGUCGACGCGUACGAGCAAAUGACCAUGGAGAAUGAAUCCCGGAGAAUCGUUAAUGAAGAGCAACGAGCAAAGAUUGAAUCAAUGGAGUCCAACCUGCGAAACAAGGUCCAGGAGCUGUUCACGCUUACGAGCAAUUUCAAUAACCUGAAGAAGGAUAACGAGGACACACGGUUGGCUCUGUGUGAUACAAAUGAUGUCCUUGAAAAAACCGAGAUUGUUCUCAAGAAUACCAGGUCACUGCUAGAAGAAGAGGAAAUGUUAAGGAAGGCGCAUCAAGACACCGAAAACCAGCUUUACGACAUUGGUACGGGGCUUUUGUCGACAUUAGAUAGAACCGUUGGAGAUGUGGAUGGGUUGCAUGCAAAACUUGACCGAAAGGCGGAUUUAGACUCAUCUAACAUGAAAACAUGGCAAACGUCAGCCAAAGAAGUGUCAGCUGUCACCGAGGAAGUCGAUAGAAAAAUGGAGGCUUUCCAACUGCAACAUUCGCAGCUCCUGGAAUCUAUGGCUGCAAAGAUCAACGACCAUGUCUCUAGCGAGCUGAGUCACGUCCAAUCGAAUCAGUCAGCGCUGUCGAGCUUUAGUGCUAUAUUUGAUAAGGCUGAGCGCGACGCGAAGACACAAACGUGCGGCGCUCACGAUCAGAUGAAUGAGGUCCUUGAGGAGAUCAAAGACUUGCGUGAAGAGGUCAAGCGCAAAGUUGGAGAGGGGUUGAACGGUCUGUCUGCUGCCGCUGCCCGGAUAUCCAAGGAAGUUAUUGGCGAAUUCACAGAGCUUCAUGAGCAGCUUCAUUCCUCCUACAGCACUCUUGGUAAGGACUUCAAGUCCUUGUUCGAGGAGAUGGUGCGCCAUCUUAAUGAACAGAAAACGGAAAUUAAUAGGUUGCGACUGGAAGUCCAAGAAGCUAACAUCCAGACCGUCGAAGCGAACCGUCGAGCUUCUUCUAAUCUGGCACAUGCUGUUGAAGAAGAGCACGCCACCGCUGAAUCGGAGCGAGAUCUUUUGCUUUCACAGUUCAAGGCUCUGAUGGAGGAAUCCCGGCAGAGACAAGUUAGUCGCUUAAAAGGAAGAUUGGAAGGUGUACGAGCAGAUAUCUCGUCUUCGGGCGAUGCACUGGAGCAAGCAACGACCCAACAUGAUCGUCAGACAGAUGAAUGGGUUUUCAAGUCAGAGCAAUUUGCCAAGGAUGUUGCGGCUUCUAGGGAUGAACUUCGGACUAAGAUGCAGAACGAUUGGGAAAUAUUUGACCAACGCAACGCCUCUAUCCAAAAGACGACCGAGUCCGUGCACGAGGAAACAGUUCGUAUUGUCGAUGCUCAGAUGAAUAAUAUGGACAAACAGAUGGAAGCUUUGGACGAUUUCGUCGCUAAAGCACGGUCCCAGAAUGGCCAAUACCGUGAUGCCCAUAUCUCCAGCUUGGACAACAUGGGGUCUAGCGUCCGUGAAUCCUAUUCCUUCGUUCAUGAACAAAUGGAAGGUGUUGGUACUCGGAUGAGCCAACUGCAAGAGGACGCCGCUCAGCAGCAGCAGAGUCUGCACGAGGCGACCUCUCCCUUGUCAGAAGAGGUCCGCAAGCCUCUCACAGAGCUGCGCAACAAUGUUCACAGUCGUCCCCUACAAGAGUAUAUAGUCACUGGCGCCACCCCACAGAAACGGCAUUACGAGUAUCCCACUGAUCUUCCUCGGACUGAGGCGCAUGAUGCUCUGAUAUCCGGAAUUCGGACAUCAAGGGAUCUCACACUACUCCCGUUCAAUGGCGAAGACCACCUUCCAGGAACCUCCCCUACUAAGGGCUUUGUUUACAACGAUACCGAAGAUGAGGUAGGGAAUCAGACACCUACAGCCAGGAUCACUUCCAACACAGGUCUUAGGGAAGUCGAUGCAAACGUCGCCGCAAAACAGCUCGCGUCUAGCCCCGGCGACAGGGCCGCGGUGCGGCAAUCGAAUAUUUCCGUAGCCGGCAAAUCUUCGGAUGUCGACAUUGUCCCAGAAAGUGAAGACUCAGAUGAGCCUCCAGCCAAGAGGCGCUGCUCCAAUCCGACAACUACUGACAGCAAACUGCCGAAAAACAUGUUGACCAAGAAGAUGGCUGGAAUGAUGGAAGGCCGGGAGAACGUCCCUCCACCUGGGCUUUCAAGUGCUCGACGAACUAGAGCUCGACCUGCUCCUUGA